This is a messenger RNA of Prunus avium (sweet cherry), 2175 nucleotides long. RefSeq names its product Ubiquitin carboxyl-terminal hydrolase family protein. The record is from RefSeq and is a predicted model, not a curated record. Lineage: Eukaryota; Viridiplantae; Streptophyta; Magnoliopsida; Rosales; Rosaceae. Gene Ontology annotation, molecular function: RNA binding.
ACUCAUGAAGUAGAGUAAACAAUGCAAAACCCUCCUUAAACCCUCGCCCUCCUAGUUCACAAAGAGCGACGAAUCGAUGUCUCCCAUUUACUUCACCUUUCGCUCUCUCCCAAAACCACACUCUCAGUCCUCCCACCACAGCCAUAGCCGCCACAGAACCUUCUUCGUAGACGCCACCACCAAAUGGGUCCGAGAUCGAGGCCUCGACCACGCCGUCGAGAGGGAGAAGAACCUCAGGCCAAUGGUCAACAUCAAGAAUUUCAUCAAAUCAGAGCCGUCCAAGUCCCUCCCCAUUUCCAUCAUCGCCCAAAACAGAGAAUCCCUUAUGAUACCCACGCGCCCCAUCGAUUUCAUCCGCAAAUACCCUUCGAUUUUCGAGGAGUUCCUUACCGGUGGCGGCGCAAUCCAGCCUCAUGUCCGGCUCACUGGCCAAGUGCUCGAUCUCGACGCCGAGGAGGAGCUGAUGUAUCAGAGUGAGAGCUACAGGCAGGAUGUCGCUGACCGGCUUUUGAAGCUCUUGAUGCUGGUAAGAACCAAUAAAUUGCCGCUAAAUGUCAUCGAACACUUGAAAUGGGAUCUGGGUCUUCCUCAUGAUUAUCAGAAAAGCUUAGUCUCUGAGUAUCCGGACUAUUUUAAUAUUGUUGUUGGCAAAAAUUCGGCAUCUGGGUCGAAGGAUUUGCGGGAUUUGGAGUUGGUAUGUUGGAGAAAUGAAAUGGCAACUUCGGUUUUCGAGAAGAACGCUGCAGCUAAGGAGAAGAAGGCUUCAGCUAAGAAGAAGAGGGCAUUGAGCGGGGAUUCGCCUUCUAAGGAGGAAGAGCAAUGUGUUUUUCCUAUGCAGUUCUCCAGAGGUUUUGAGAUGGAUAAGAAGUUGAAGAAGUGGAUUGAUGAGUGGCAGAAGUUGCCUUAUGUGUCUCCAUAUGAAAAUGCAGCUCAUCUUUCGUCUAAGAGUGACGAAUCAGAUAAGUGGGUGGUAGCAAUUCUGCACGAGCUUCUGCAUGUUUUGGUUCCCAAGAAGACAGACAGGGAGAAUUUGCUGUGUCUUGGAGAACAUUUGGGUCUUCGGUCGAGGUUUAAGCAAGCAUUGCUUCACCAUCCAGGUAUAUUUUAUUUGUCAAACAAGAUAGGAACUUAUACUGUUGUUUUGAGAGAGGGAUAUAAGAGGGGUACGAUUAUUGAGAAUCAUCAAUUAAUGAAUAUGAGAAGCCAGUAUAUUCACCUCAUGAACACAGUAAAGGAAGAUGGUAAAAUGAUAAGUGUGCCCGGUGGAAGUACUCAAGAAAAGAAGGCAGUAGUUGAUGUUCCUAAAGGAAAAGGCGAAGGAGAGGAGGACGAUGAAAGUGAGGAAGAGCAGGAAGGCGAGUUGCGUGAUUCAUCUGAUACUGAAUUUUUGUAUGACGAUGACAGUGAUGAAGAGGAUGAAGAUCAGAGUGAGACAAGCAUUGAAAAACGUGGUAUUAAUAACAGAGGAAGGAGAGGUAGGAAAUCUCAUUUUGAUGGGAAAACACCUUCCAGAAAUGCUGAAAGAGGAACAUCAGGUGGAAGAAAAGCUAGAAACUCUGAUUUUAAUGGGAAAACACCUUCCAGAAAUGCUGAAAUAGGAACAUCAGAUGGAAGAAAAGCUAGAAACUCUGAUUUUAAUGGGAAAACACCUUCCAGAAAUGUUGAAGGAGGAAGGUCAGGUGGAAGAAGAGAUAGGAAAUCUGAUUUCGAUGUGAAAGCACCUUUUAGAAAUGCUCAAAGGGGAAGGGCAGGUGGAGAACACCCUGGUAAGAGCAGGGAUGCGGUCUCUUCAGACACUUCUAGAAGAACAAGAACUGAUGUUAGGCAUAAUAUCCGUCCAAUUUCAAGAGAGAGAUCGAAUUUCUCUCAAAGCAAGGGGAGGUCAUUACCAGGCGAGAAGACUAGUGUUGAGAAAAGAUUCAGCUAAUUUUUCUGCAACAUUUUGAUAGGUUUGUCUCAAGUUCUAGAUGUUCCCUUGUUAUGAGCUCGGAAAUAUUAUACUUGCCUGCUUAGUAAUUUUGUGAUUGAUUUUGGCUUUGCAUUUGGAUGCAUACAUGCAUACGUGCUUACUCAUACAAUCAAAGAAAUGACAGAUGGAUUGGUUAAGAAAGUAAGAGCACAGAUGCGAAAGCAUUUUAUUACCAAACAAACGUAAGUAGAAAUGUGAUUUGGAAA